This is a messenger RNA of Plasmodium relictum, 741 nucleotides long. It is a transcript of the gene SPATR, whose product is annotated as secreted protein with altered thrombospondin repeat domain, putative. The record is from RefSeq and is a predicted model, not a curated record. The coding region runs from base 1 to 741 and encodes 246 amino acids. Lineage: Eukaryota; Apicomplexa; Aconoidasida; Haemosporida; Plasmodiidae. The transcript has 2 exons.
AUGAAAAAGGGUUUUUUUUUGUUUUUUUCAACUUUUUUUUAUUUUUUACAAAAUAUUAGUUUGGAAUUGAAUAGGAAAUCAUCAAAAAAUAGUUCCAUUGAUAUUAAUGGUGGAAAUGAAAAAAAAAAAAAUAAUGGUAUUAACUUCGAUCCUGAAAUUGAAGGAAAUACAUGUAUAAUAUUUUCAGCAAGAGAAGGAGAUUUAAAACAUUGCUGGUGUCCAAGAGGAUAUAUAAUGUGUAAUGAAGAAGAUGUUCUAGAUAUACAAACAAAACUAAAUCAAAUAGAAAGUAAAAAUCAAAGAAAUAGAGUAACACCUAAAUGGAUGAAAAUAUUAUGUGAUAAUUCAAAAGACAAAGGAUUUAAAAAUAUGUCUGUUGUAAUUGAUUAUGAAUUAGCUGUUAUAUGUAAAAAUAAAUCUGAUGAAGAAAAUCCUGAUUUUGAAAUUAUAGGUGCAUCUGGUUAUGUUUCAAAAGAAGAAAUUAUCGAAAGAGAAAAAGAGAGUUCUAUAUAUGUUCCACGUAAAUGUACAGUAAAUCAUUUUUAUUUAUGUAGAAAAGUAGAAAAUGAUAAUGUUAAUUGUAAAUAUACGGAAUGGUCUGAUUGGAGCGAGUGUACAGAUAAAAUACAAAGAAGAAGUAGAAAAGUUGUAAGAUCUAAUCAGAACAAUAAUAAUUUUUGCUUAUGGAAUAAUAAAAUAAUACCAAGAAAUAUAAUUGAAGAAACCCAACCGUGUGAAUAA